Guyanagaster necrorhizus is the source of this 1011-nucleotide messenger RNA. RefSeq lists its product as uncharacterized. The record is from RefSeq and is a predicted model, not a curated record. Lineage: Eukaryota; Fungi; Basidiomycota; Agaricomycetes; Agaricales; Physalacriaceae. The transcript has 5 exons. The coding region runs from base 154 to 780 and encodes 208 amino acids.
UACGUCAUAUGCAUACCGACGCGUCCGCCAAUCCAGAUAAAUGCCACCCUACGAAAGGCAAGUUAUAUACAGUGCCAGCGCGCGGAAAGGGAUUUCUCCAAACCGCCACUUUCGCCACUUAUUCGACGUUUGUCCUUCACAUAUGUAACUAUUAUGUCCGAACUGCAGAUUCCGCUCGACACCUCCAAUCUCUUCGACUUCCCAGAAAACUUUCCAUCCUAUGAUGUCCAUCAUGAUCAACCGAUUGACCAUCAUCUGUUUAGUAGUGUUGGGGAUUUCAAUGUUAACGCACCGGCUCUAAAUGAUCCAGAUGUCACAUUUACCUUGGCCAACCAGAUGACUUCCCACUCAUAUAUAUACGACAAUCCGCAAGCUCCUCCCUUCUUACCAAAACACGGCACCUCUGCCACCAACUACGAUUCAUAUCUUCCUUUGACUGGUCAUCCUGCAACUCAAUCAUAUGAAACAUAUUUACCCCCACAACCGGUUCUCGUUUCUACUCCCAAGUCGUUGAGCGACCCCAUUGACUUUGGCGACUUCGACUACAAAGGGUGGCUUGCCGAACAGGGAAUCAUUGGAUGGUCCACAUUCACAAGAAAUGGUGACAUAGGCCCAAAUCGCAUCUGCCAUUUCAACCCUUCCGGACGUCUGAUCGGCUCUCCCAAACACAGGGCCAUCCAUCGCUAUCAUCCGUAUGCUCGCCCUCAGUGUAAAAAGCGGCCUGGUGAGAGCAGCCUUUUCCGCACAGGAUUUAAAACGACUUAUUUGGCGUCUCCGUAAGUGAUGUUUUCACGUCAACCUCACUUUGACUCCAAGUCUCCAUACUCUAACCUGCAGAUCUCCGUCUCCUGAGCCAUGCCCCCCUGGAUUCCAUCAAGUCUCAUUUCCGUACCGCCAGCGCAAGCGGAUCGUCAAAGCAUAUGGCGUCUCGGCUAACGGCCCAUUCUGCUACAAACGGAAUGUCGACGCGGACGUCCACGACUGCCCUUUCGCGUGUGGGCAAAAAUUCGU